CUCAAGCACGCAGCACGCUGCACCUCCCCAUUCCCCCCUCUUAUAAACAUGGCUGAAAUGAACACGGACGGUGAAUUAUAGGACUGAAGCCGUCUGCUGCAGCACCACCACAGGACUCACACACACUCACACACACACUGUUGAUUCAGACAAGAAGACUGAACAUGACGUAAAUGUUUACAGCAGGAAACUAAAGCAGCAAAACUUUGAGUUUGACAGCCGCUAACGAAGAGACUUCAGCGGGACAGACCACAUCCAGCUGAGACACUACUGCAAGCGAAGCACAGACUUAAUACUGCUUUUGCAUUUAUGGAAACGAUGUUUUUAAACACAUCGUCUACUGAAGAAACCCUGGAUGUAAUGCUUUGAUGUAGCCCGAAACAGUUUUAAGAGUUUUAGGCUGCUCUUAUAUGGAUUUACAGUUCGCAUUUUUGUCAUAUCGUCCCGUUUAAAUUAUGUUCUCCGGUAAACAAACGAAGCCGACUUUUAAGUCUUAUCUUCCUCCACUUCAGACUGAUUUGAAGAAAAGUCCUCAACUGCCCAUCAAGAAACUAGAAGCGAAACUUCUACCAGGUGAAAUAGUUGUGAACGAGGCAAACUUUGUAAGGAAGUGCAUCGGAGCAGAAAGCUGUCAGGAUGACCUCUGGGGGAAACUUGUGUGUACUAACUUCAAAGUUUCCUUCAUUGCCCAUAAUUCCUUGCCACGACAGAGAUUCCAGUGCACCCACCGCCUCUUGGGCGAGCACGAUAUCCCGCUGGCUUGUGUGGAGCAGGUAGUAACAGUGAAUGAUGUUAAGGGGAAGCAGAAGAUUUUAGGUUCCGAUCAGAAGCUGAAAUUUAACCCUACUGAGCUUAUCCUCUACUGCAAAGACUUCCGCAUUAUCCGAUUCCGCUUUGAUGAAGCCGGACCCGAGAGUGCUAAAAAGGUUUGUCUGGCUAUCGCUCAUUACUCCCACCCUGCUGACCCACAGCUACUCUUUGGCUUUGAAUACGUCGGAAAGCGAUAUCAUGGAUCAACAGGUGAGCGGGUGAACGGUGUUGACCCUGGCGGGAGGCUGCAGACCCCCCUGUUCGACUGCUCCUCAGACUGGGACAGAGAGAUCAAGCGUACUGGUGCCUCCGAAUGGAGGGUGUGUACCAUAAAUCAAGGCUAUUUCAUCUCGCCCAGUCUCCCAGAGUUCUUUGUGGUUCCGGUAUCUCUAGCAGAUCAAGAUCUGAAGCAGUACGCCUGCUGCUUUUACUCCCAGCGCAUCCCGUUGUGGUGCUGGAAUCACUCCAGUGGGAGCGCUUUGGUCCGCAUGUCUAACAUCAGUGACCCGCAGCAGCAGAGAAAGGUGGAGCAGCGGAUUUCCAGUGCCAUCACUAAGAGCCACCCCCUCCGCAGUGAUGUCUUCAAGUCAGAUUUGGACAAAAACCUCCCAAACAUCCAGGAUAUUCAGGCUGCUCUGCUGAAACUGAGGCAGAUUUGUGUUAUAGAUUCCUUUGAGGAGUCUGAAGAGAAGUGGCUGUCAUCCUUAGAGAGCUCAAGAUGGAUGGAGUAUGUCAGGACAUUUCUUCGGCAUGCAGUAGAGGUAGUCUAUAUGCUGGAGAGCAGACAUGUGUCUGUCGCACUCCUAGAGAAAGAGGAUCGGGACCUGAGUUGUGUGAUUUCCUGUCUGGUGCAGUUGAUGUGCGAUCCUCACUGCAGGAGUCUGCACGGCUUCCAGGGACUGAUCCAGAAGGAAUGGAUAAUGGCUGGCCAUCGGUUCCUCGACCGCUGCAACCAUCUGAAGAAGAACGACAAAGAGGAGUCUCCUGUGUUCCUGCUGUUCCUGGACUGUGUGUGGCAGCUGUGGAGUCAGUACCCAGCAGCCUUUGAGUUCACUGAGGUGUACCUGACAGUGCUGGGGGACAGUAUGUGGGUCCCCGUCUUCAGCACCUUCCUCUUUAACUGCCCCCGACAAAGAGCAGAGCACAGCAGGGAUUUUGCAAGCAGUAAGAGUAUUCACCUGGGGCAGGACCAGGCUCUGCGCUUUCCUCCAGUAUGGGACUGGUCUCAACAGUUCAGUCUUAAAGACCAGACUCUCUUUAAUAAUCCCCUGUACGUGGGCAAGAUCGCCACCUGUGUGCAGAACGGCACUGUGAAGACAUUCACACACAGGCGCAGCAAGAAAAACUACAGCUCCACACUGCGGGGUCUGCCCUCUGCUUUGAGAAACGGCUCGCUCGGACCGAACGACACCCUGGCGCGCCGGAACUCCCUCGUGCUGCGUCUCCGUUCUGAUUUGUCUCAGGUGCGGGAGCAGCAGGAGACCCCAUCGGAACGCUUCAUUCGGGACUUUUUCUCUCGUCCUGUCGACCUACAGGGCCUGCUGCUCCCCCAGCUCCUCCCAUCUCACCUCUCUGUCUGGAAGCUCUACUUCCUGCGCUGGGUUCCCGAGGCACAGAUUCCUCAGGGCGGGCCCAUCACCGCCUUUCACAAGCUCUCAGUGCUCACAGACGAGAUUGAAAUGCUCCAGAACCAGUUGAGGCAGUACCAAGGAGCAGCGGGUACUCCUAACAACCUGCACGCGGAGCACAGCAAAAUGUACUUUAAGGCGACUCCGACUCCUCACCAGUCCCCUGCUCCUCCAGAGUACCUCAGCUCCUCGUUCCCUUUCUCUCCUGUGGGCAAUCUGUGUCGCCCCGGCGUCCUGGGGACUCCUCUUAGCAAGCUACUCAACGGAGCCAAGAUCUGGCUCUCUACGGAGACACUGGCUAAUGAGACGAUUUGAGGGCAGACUGUGGACUGAUAGGACUGUGAGGUCAAACAAACAGGAAGAUCUUUUCACUUGUAUUUAGGUCUCAUUUGGAAUGUGCAGGCUUGUGGUACUGACAGUUACCUGGACAUUUUUAUUCAGUCUGUUGAGCGUUGUCAGUCAAUGAGGGUUUGUUUUUGCACAUGAUUGAAUAUAAAGCUCCAAUCGCACAUCUUUCUGACUUAGGAUUGUUUGGAUCAGUUGUACACUGCCUGUGUGGACUUUUCUCCUGGUGUUAAAAGAUUUGGUGGAUUUUUGUGUGGAGCUUGUGGCAUUAGUUGGAAAGGAAGUAGAACUGGUAACACUUUAUAUUAAGGUUCAAUUUGUUAACAUUAGGUAAUGCAUUAGGGAUCAUGAACUAACAAUAAACAAUUUUUACAGCUAAUGUUACAUUUCCAUGUGAAUACACACUACCAUUCAGAGGUUUAGGGUCAGUAAGUUUUCUAUUUUAAUGUUUACUCUUA
Sinocyclocheilus anshuiensis is the source of this 3241-nucleotide messenger RNA. RefSeq names its product myotubularin related protein 10 (gene mtmr10). The record is from RefSeq and is a predicted model, not a curated record. Lineage: Eukaryota; Metazoa; Chordata; Actinopteri; Cypriniformes; Cyprinidae. Gene Ontology annotation, cellular component: cytoplasm; membrane. The transcript has 16 exons. Bases 456 to 2753 code for a protein of 765 amino acids. Gene Ontology annotation, biological process: phosphatidylinositol dephosphorylation.